AUGUUCUACCACAACGUCAACAUGCAUUACACAGAUGAGCUGAUGGAAUCGGGUCCCGAUUCAAUUGCAUAUCACAACAUCGACUUCGCCAUGCAUAAGUAUCUCUUAUUGCAGAACCAACACGAAGAGCUUCGGCAACAUAUGCACGAUCUCUGCCCUUCCUAUACGACGUCUUCUACUGCGGUGACUUCGCCUUCAGUCUCACCAACACGGUCGCUCAGCGGUAGCCCAUCGCUUAAGCUUUCACCUUCCCCUUCGCGGAAUCACCGAAGAUCAUCACUUUCGUCCGUUAGGAGCUCGGGAUACCGAAGCUCGCAGACUCAGCUGGAACCGGUCCUGGACGAAUCAUUGAUUGAAGAAAUGGCGGCAGAAGAGCAAAAGCUCUUCGACGUCAACGAGAGCAUCAAGAGAGCCCUAACAGAGCUUCUUAACUGCGACACGGUACGGAAGGACCAGGAAAUGCGAACUUGGGUGCAGACCCGGUUAAUGAACACGGAAAGGGAGCUGCGCAGCGGACGAAGACGGCGAAGCCAUGGUGGAUUUGACUAA
Messenger RNA from Daldinia caldariorum, 549 nucleotides. RefSeq lists its product as uncharacterized. The transcript has a single exon. The coding region runs from base 1 to 549 and encodes 182 amino acids. The record is from RefSeq and is a predicted model, not a curated record. NCBI's taxonomy places the organism in Eukaryota, Fungi, Ascomycota, Sordariomycetes, Xylariales, Hypoxylaceae.